GACUUUUCACGGGACAUAAGGGUACCGGUGAAGAAGACAUGUUUCAUCCAAGAGACAAAGUUCAUCCGUGUCGUUUGCCGGAACGAGGGUGAAAUGCCUCAACAAGGAGUGAUCGAGCAAACUGAAGGCAUCCUUGAGAGUGAAGCCGAGACCGAGGCCGUUCGUAGCCGCUCUAGAGCAGGACCUAGCACUGCUGGCGAAGGAACAAGCAAUGCAGGGGAAGAAACUAGCCGAGCCGCGGUAAGAGAAGCCCGACGCCGAAGCCCAAAACCAAGAGCGGAUGAGACUGAGCCCUCUUGGGUCCGGAGGAUUUUGGAUGCCCUCACAUGUGUUCGUGACAACAUCAGACAUCUUACUGAUCGUGUCUCCCGCCUUGAGGAUCCCCGCUUCUCUCGCUCAUACCGAGGUCCACGACACAGCUUUUUCGGAGGACCUAGGCCGGCAAACUCUCUUUGACCUUUCUUUUUCUAUGGCUUUAAGAACUUAUGUCUCUUUAACUUAUUUCAUGCUCAUGACAUUAUGAUAGCUCCUUGUUGAAUGUUUGUUUAAACUCUAAUUAUUAUUGCUUAUGUAAUUGUUUGGCAAUAUGCUUCUCUCCUAGAACAUAUUGUCCCUUUGGAAAUUAAAUUGCAUCAGUUCAC
Cuscuta campestris is the source of this 641-nucleotide messenger RNA. The record is from the annotation of a GenBank genome assembly. NCBI's taxonomy places the organism in Eukaryota, Viridiplantae, Streptophyta, Magnoliopsida, Solanales, Convolvulaceae.